Messenger RNA from Labrus bergylta (ballan wrasse), 1137 nucleotides. It is a transcript of the gene vkorc1, whose product is annotated as vitamin K epoxide reductase complex, subunit 1. Gene Ontology annotation, biological process: vitamin K metabolic process; peptidyl-glutamic acid carboxylation; blood coagulation. The record is from RefSeq and is a predicted model, not a curated record. Gene Ontology annotation, molecular function: vitamin-K-epoxide reductase (warfarin-sensitive) activity. NCBI's taxonomy places the organism in Eukaryota, Metazoa, Chordata, Actinopteri, Labriformes, Labridae.
CAGCGGGCGACGUAAAGUACAAAUUUACACUGUUUCCUAGAAAGCUGAAGUGGUAGCCGGCUGCAUGAGCAGUUUUUAACAUUCCCCCCUGAAGACCAAACAGACUGAAGUCCACAUUAAAUACACAAUAACCGCGCCUCCUGCUACUCCAACAUCUGCACAGCUGUCCUAUGAACGGCAGGAACCAAAUCCAGCGGACCAACCAGAAGAGAGAAUCGGAUUUUUAACACGUCGCAUUGACCAGAGGACCUCCGUGGUAAAGUCUAGCAGGAAAUCUAGCCUAUCUAAUCUUUUUGUCCCCUGGAGACAUUUAGGCUACAUUCAUCUAAAAGUUUCUUUAAAACACAAUAAUGGCUUUACCGAAAUGGGAGAGAAAGGCGCGCACAUUUCUCUGCGUUUUCGGAUUGUGUUUGUCUGUUUAUGCGCUUUACGUCGAGCAGUCCAGAGAGAGAGACCCAGAUUACAGGGCGAUGUGCGACCUGGGGGAGUCUGUGAGCUGCUCCAAAGUUUUUACUUCCAGAUGGGGACGUGGCUUUGGCUUGGUCCAGUUCUUUGUUGACAAAGAUAGCCUUCUGAACCAGCCAAACAGUUUGCUUGGCAUCAUAUUUUACACUCUUCAGAUGGGCCUUGGAAUGUUUGUGUCCAAAAAAGCAGUAGUGUUUUUGGUCUUCUCCUCCUGGGUUUCUGUAGCCGGCUCUCUUUAUCUUGCAACUAUUCUCACCUUUGUCCUGGGGGACUUCUGCAUGGUCUGCGUGUCAACAUACAUCAUCAACUUUGCCUUGCUCUUCACCAAUCUGAAACGAAGGGGAGCAAUUGAAGGAAUGAAAGUAAAAGCUGGAUAGAAAGUGCUACUCGUGAAAUUCAACACCUUCUGCUGAGCUGGAGCUGCAACUGCGCUGAGAAAGAUUUGUAGCAAAUUUUUUUCCCACAUUGUCUCUGGAUUAUUUACACCUUUUUGAUACCUUUCUAUUGAAAGUAGGACUGGGAUGCUCGUCUGAAGAGGUAGAAGAUGGAUUUAUGAGAAUGUUUGAUGAAGAAGCAGUAAUUUUUUGUAUUUUAUUGAUGUGCAUUUAGAGUUGAUUACACACUUUGUAACACUUCCUCUUGUUAGUGUGUGAUUAAAAACGAAUACAAAUA